Balaenoptera acutorostrata (minke whale) is the source of this 10084-nucleotide messenger RNA. It is a transcript of the gene CCPG1, whose product is annotated as cell cycle progression 1. Gene Ontology annotation, cellular component: membrane. The record is from RefSeq and is a predicted model, not a curated record. The transcript is spliced from 10 exons. NCBI's taxonomy places the organism in Eukaryota, Metazoa, Chordata, Mammalia, Artiodactyla, Balaenopteridae. The coding region runs from base 451 to 2982 and encodes 843 amino acids.
GUUGUUGUUUUUAUGAGAGGCGUCACUGCUCUCGGAGCUGUGACCGCCGCCACCGCGACAGCUAACGCCGUCGGGCGGAGGUGGCGCUGCUCCUUCAGGUACGGCCCUGGGCGAGUUUGGACCCCAGGAGGAGAGUCCGGGCCGACUGUCGGGGUCCUGGCUCAGCCGCCUGGCGGAGGCGGUCGCGGGGUUUCCGCUGAAGGGGGGCUUGACCCUAGGCGCUCGGUGUUUGCGGCCGCCUGGGUGGCCUCCUCGGAAGGCGAGUCUGCAUCCCCCGUGGCGGAGCCGGUCCGGUGGUCCUGCAGCCUCGGUUCCCUGCGUUGCAGACGCGAGCGGUGUGCCGGGAGUGUGGGGGAGCCGACAGCCCAGGGGACGCACCCGCCUUCCUCCGCUGGGCUGGCUUAAGGCUCUCCUCGGUCCUGAUUGAUGAGAAUCCAUAUGACCUGAAAAAUGUCUGAAAAUUCCAGUGACAGUGAUUCAUCUUGUGGUUGGACUGUCAUCAAUCAUGAGGGGUCUGAUAUAGAGAUGGUGAAUUCUGAACAUGGUGCAGCCAAUGACAGCUGUGAGCUCACCCCAGAAUGUUCAUCUUUAUCACAAGAGGAGCUACGAGUAUUGCAGUUAGAGCAGGGAGAGAGCAGCCAGAAUGGCACAGUGUUAAUGGGAGGAACUACUUAUCCAGCUUUGGAGGAAAUGAAGUCAGCACUUGAGGGAGAGGAAGAAAAGUUACCUGAUGACAAUCUCUAUUUUGGAACUGUCAGUGAUGAUUCUGAUAUUGUUACACUUGAGCCACCUAAGUUAGAAGAAACUGGGAAUCAAGAAGAAACAAUAAUUGUUAAAGAAGCAGAGAGUCCAGAAGACUUUAACAUGGGCUCUUCCUCUAGCAGCCAGUAUACGUUUUGUCAGCCAGAAACUGAAAGGUGGUGGGAGAAGCUGUGGAAGAUUCCUGAAUGCAUAAGGGGAUGGGAUGAUCAGCUGAAACACCAUGUUCCUAGCCAACUCGCUUUCCAAGUAUUUUCAUCUCAGCCUAGCGAUGACGAAUCAAGUAGUGAUGAAACCAGUCAUCAGCCCAGUCCGGCCUUUAGACGACGCCGUGCUAGGAAGAAGACUGUUUCUAGUUCAGAAUCCGAAGAAAGGUUACUUGCUGAACAAGAAACUGAACCUUCUAAGGAGCCGUGUAAACGUCAAUUCAAUAGUGGUCUCAAUAAAUGUGUUAUACUUGCUUUGGUGAUUGCAAUCAGCAUGGGAUUUGGACAUUUCUAUGGCACAAUUCAGAUUCAGAAGCGUCAACAGUUAGUCAGAAAGAUACAUGAAGAUGAAUUGAAUGAUAUGAAGGAUUAUCUUUCCCAGUGUCAACAGGAACAAGGGUCGUUUAUAGAUUUUAAGUCAUUGAAGGAAAACCUUGCAAGGUGUUGGACCCAUACUGAAGCAGAGAAAAUGUCCUUUGAAACUCAGAAAAAGAACCUUGAUACAGAAAAUCAGUAUCUAAGAAUAUCUCUGGAGAAGGAAGAAAAAGCCUUAUCUUCAUUACAGGAAGAGUUAAGGAAACUAAGAGAACAGAUUAGGAUACUGGAAGAUAAAGGGACAAGUGCUGAAUUAUUUACAGAAAAUCAGAAACUUAAGCAGCAUUUGGAAGAAGAAAAGCUGAAAACACAAAGCUUCCUUAAUCAAAAGGAGACUCUGUUGGCAGAAGCAAAGAUGCUAAGGAGGGAACUGGAAAGAGAACAACUAAUAACCAUGGCUUUAAGGGUGGAACUCCAGCAGCUAAGCUCUAGUCAGUCAUAUAGCAACCCAGACUCUCCCAGUGUAGUGACUGAAAACAAGGAAAUAGAAGUGUUACGGGAAAGACUCACUGAGCUGGAGCGCAAGCUAAACUUUGAACAGCAGCGUUCUGACUUGUGGGAAAGACUGUAUGUUGAAGCAAAAGAUCAAAAUGGAAAACAAGAAACUGAUGGAAAAAAGAAAGGGAACAGAGGAAACCACAGAGCUAAAAAUAAGUCAAAGGAAACAUUUUUGGGUUCUGUUAAGGAAACAUUUGAUGCCAUGAAGAAUUCUACCAAGGAGUUUGUGAGGCAUCAUAAAGAAAAAAUUAAACAGGCUAAAGAAGCUGUAAAAGAAAAUCUGAAAAAAUUUUCAGAUUCAGUUAAAUCCACUUUCAGGCAUUUCAAAGAUACCACCAAGAAUAUCUUUGAUGAAAAAGGCAAUAAAAGAUUUGGUGCUACAAAAGAAGCAGCAGCUAAAAAACCAACAACAGUUUUUAGUGAAUAUUUAUAUCCACAGUAUAAGGCACAUACACAAAACCAGAAUAGUAGAGGCCCUACUACGCAAAGAGAGAGAAGGAAAGAAAAGCCUCAUUUUGAAGAAUUUGGAAAAAAUACACAUUCACAGAAAUGCAGUGCUGAGCAUGACUGUGGUGAAAAUUAUAAUUCUUUCAGAAAGGCUUGUUCUGGUGUUUUUGAAUGUGCUCAACAGGAAUCCAUUAACCUUUUUAAUGUUAAAAUGUUGAAUCCUGUAAGGAUAGAUGAAUUUAGACAGCUAAUUGAAAGGUAUUUAUUAGAAAAACUGGAUAGUUUUCAUCAUUGGAAAGAACUUGAUCACUUCAUCAAUAAGUUUUUCCUAAAUGGUGUCUUUAUACAUGAUCAGAAGCUCUUCACUGACUUUGUUAAUGAUGUUAAAGGUUAUCUUAAAGACAUGAAGGAAUAUCAAGUAGAUAAUGAUGGAGUAUUUGAGAAGUUGGAUGGAUAUAUGUAUAGACACUUCUUUGGUCACACCUUUUCCCCUCCAUAUGGACCCAGUCGACCAGAUAAAAAGCAACGUAUGGUAAAUAUUGAAAGCUCCAGGCAUCGAAAACAAGAGCAGAAGCACCCUCAGCCACAACCUUAUAAAAGGGAAGGUAAAUGGCAUAAAUAUGGUCGCACUAAUGGAAGACACAUGGCAAACCUUGAAAUAGAAUUGGGGCAAUUACCUUUUGAUCCUAAAUAUUGACCAUCACGAUUAAGUUAAAUUAGAAAACUGUAACAGAAACUUGGAUGCUUUCUAUACUGUUUGGUGUUGAAACUAAGAUGAAAUUAUCAAGAUAACAACGUCUUUUUAUCAUUUCUAAGUAUCAGUUUGAUGAUUUUAUAUUAUUACUCAGAAGCAUCAAGCAAAAGCUUACUAACUUGCAUUUUCCUGUAGUUUAGCUUUGCUGAAUUUUUUUUGGCAGUGGAAAUGUUCAACUGUAGAUUUAUUAAGGAAGCCAGGCAUGCAACAGAUUUUGUGCAUGAAAUGAGGCUUCCUUUCAGUGUAUGAGCUUAAAGCAAGCUCAAAUCAUACAUGACAAAGUGUAAUUAACACUGAUAUUUGUGUUAAAUUUCCAGUAGAGCUUGAAAAAAGUACAUUGUGAUGGAAUUUCAUCUCUAACAUUUUAUAAUCUUACACUUCUUGUCUUUUUGUGGGUUCAAGAGCCCGUUGACUUGUGAAGAAUUUGCUGCCUUAUGAGCUUGCUGACUUGUUCUCUUGUGAAAUUUCUUGCACAUCUGAAUAUUGUGGAAGAAACAAUAAAACUACACCAUGAGGAAAACUAAAGGUCUUUAUUUAAAAUCUGGCAUUGCAUUAUUAAUACAUGAUUUUAUAUUUUGUGAUAUUUUUCAUAUAUUUCCUCAGUAGUGAUAUUUGGUAAAGUAGUUCAUAGUGGUUUUUUGCUAGUUCCAUGAAUUUUACCCAGUAUUUACUAGCAUAUUUAAGCAGCAUCUGGAUAUUUCUGCUCAGCAAUGUCUAUUUCUCUGAGAAAGAUCUAAACAAAGUCAGAAUUUCAUGUUCAUGUUUGGUUGAGUUUCCCUUUUAACUUCCGUUCAUAGACGUAUAUGUGACUUCCAGUUCGACUCUCCGGAAAGUGAGUGUGGAAGAAUACAGCAGUUCUCUCAUACUUGUUUGAAAUUAGGAAAGGAUUUAUUUCCUAGAAGUAAAUAAAUGUUUAAGUAAAUAAAGGCUACAUUUUGCUGAGUACCGUUUCAAGAAUUUAAGAGUGACCUAUUUGUUCUUCUGAAACCCUUUUCUUAAUAAAACAAUGCAAUUUCUUAAUAAAAUAAUUAACUCAUGGUAAGUAACAUAUAUUCCUUGGUAGUUACAGAACUAGGGCUGAUUUGGACUAGGGAAAAGACCAGUUAUAAAAUGUGGGUUGAAAGGGACCAUAAAAAAAGUGAUGUUGUCUGUUUACCUGAGUGUUUGCUAAACCUGAGGUGAAAUAAAAAUACUGAGUUAUACCUUUUUUCACGUUCCCUUACCUCCUCCAAGAUGCUGAAGAUGAUCAAGUGAGUAGGCAGUGUUGAAUCAUUUUGAAACUCUCUAUACAACCACUUUAAGGGAUUUAGAUAAAAUAUAUCUGCUUCAACAAGAUAAUCACCUUUUCCAGUCAGGUCUGGGGGACAUUGGAGAAAUCUCAUUGGAAGUGGGUGAUGGACAUGGCUAUAAGAAGAAAGUUACCAUUAUAGUUACAAGAAGUAAAAAAAAGUUUUUUUUCGUGAAAGUUUUCAAAUUACUCUUAAGAUAUGCUCACAUAACAAAAUGUGAAAUCUGAAUCUAAACUAGAUUCCAGUUAAGGUGAGGAGGCACACCUUUAAUGCAGUUUUCUCAGAAAUGGAGAAUAUGAUUCUCACACUGUGUACCUGUGCAGUAACCUCAAGUCCAAACUAAAGAGCAAAACUCCAUUUCAGGGCGGGAAGUAGGUCAGCAGCUUGUGGGACUCAAUAGUCUAUAACAUUAGUAUGCUGUUCCAGGGAUGGAUGGGGCCUUUAGGACCGGGUAUGUUGCUUGUUAAUAAGAGAGUAAUAUCUGGCAAAGUAGAAAACUGGUCAUGAACCAGAAAGGAUUCUUUUCCUCUUUCUGCUCUGAAUCCUUACACAACAAGUUUUUCCUUUUUUUUUUUUCCUUAAAUAUUUAUAUAAGUAAGAUUUAGUAAUAGAGAGCAACAUGGGUUCACUGAUCAAAAUUCAAAUAAGUCAUGGUUUUACUGUGGCAUAGAAAGACUAGAGUGUAUGUAAAAAAGAUGGACUGAUGAAUCAUAACAACUUAAGCCAGUUACUUGGGCCAUGCAAAAAGCCAUGUUUACAACUUUGCCUCAGGAAAAUUAAUAUAGGGACUUCCCUGGUGGCGCAGUGGUUAAGAAUCUGCCUGCCAAUGCAGGGGACACGGGUUCGAUCCCUGGUCCACGAAGAUCCCACACGCCGCGAAGCAGCUAAGCCCGUGUGCCACAACUACUGAGCCUGGGCUCUAGAGCCCGCAAGCCACAACUACUGAGCCCGCGUGCCACGACUACUGAAACCCGCGCGCCUAGAGCCUGUGCUCCGCGACAAGAGAAGCCACCACAAUGAGAAGCCCGCGCACCGCAACGAAGAGUAGCCCCUGCUCUCCACAACUAGAGAAAGCCUGCACGUGGCAGCGAAGACCCAACACAGCCAAAAAUAAAUAAAUAAAUUUUUUAAAAAAAUUAAUAUAAAUAAGUGAUAGAAGUUUAUUUUUAUCUAUGAAAUGCAUACAAAAUAAAUUUACACAAGACCUUAAUAUUUCACGACUGGGACUUCCCUGGUGGCUCAGUGGUUAAGAAUCCACCUGCUAAUGCAGGGGACACAGGUUCGAUCCCUGGUCCGGGAAGAUCCCCCAUGCCAUGGAGCAGCUAAGCCCGUGCUCCACAACUACUGAGCCUGCGGUCUAGAGCCCAUGCGCCACAACUACUGAGCCCACGUGCCGCAACUACUGAGCCCGUGUGCUGCCACUGCUGAAGCCCAUGUGCCUAGAGCCCAUACUCCGCAACAAGAGAAGCCACCGGUAAUGAGAAGCCAGCUCGUCACAACUAGAGAAAGCCCGCACGCAGCAACAAAGACGCAACAAAGCCUAAAUAAAUAAAGUUAUUUCAAAUACUUCAUGACUUUUACAGUUUUGAAGAUGAAGGUCUCGCUUCAAGGGGAAAGCAGAAACUGAGAAGAAGCUGCCAGCCUUAUAUUCCAAAGUAGGUAUCAGACUUUUUUUUUUUUUUUUUUGUGCUCCAUUGUGCAAGUUGAAAAAAUGUAAGACAAGAACUAGGUGAACUAUACAAAGCCUAAGAUAUCAACCACUACAACCAUGUAUGGGAGAGCAUCUUGGUACCUCUAGAAUUCCUGUUCUCUUCAGUGUUAACACUACUGAGAGCAUGGAUGGAGAGUGAAUGUCCCUCUCUCAGCUCUAGUCUUUUUUAUAUAGUGUAGGAUCCUCAAGUUAAAGGGAUACUUGGGGUCUUACAUCCAUCUAACCUGUGGCUUUUGCUACACAUUUCCAAAUUGCAUAUUAAUGAUUGGCAUUAAUGAUUCAGUUAAGUACAGUAUUCCAAAAGUGUUAAAUUACCUUAAAAUGAUAUCAAGUUUGAUAUUAAGUUGACUGAAUGUGCACAUGGAAAAUUAACUUCAGAUUGUUUAAAGCCAGAUAGGUAAAGAAUUUUCUAAAGGAAAGCUGUUUGCUUUGUCCUUUUACCCUUAUUGGGCAAUUGGUGAAGUAAUACAGCUUCCUGAAAUACAAGCAUAGGGUCAAUGAUGUCUUUUUAUAUGUCCUGCAUAAUUAAGGCAGUUUCAGUGUUAUUUCCCAGACACACUUAAUCCAAGCAUUAGGAUGGCAUCUAAUUGAAUUCCCUAAUUUUUACAGGCAAGACAGCUGAUACCCAAAGAGAUUAAAUACACUGGUUUAAGACCAGGGCAACAGUCCAACAGUAAAUCUGGACUUGAAUCCAGUGUUUUGAGAUUAUUUCAAAAUUAUGUAAAUAAUAAGAUGUAUCACAAAGAUUUGUACGGAUCAAUGAUAAGUGAAUUUCUUUACUAAGAGUACCAUCAAAUAAACAUAUAUGAUAUUUUAUACUACCUUUAAAUAGUAUAAAAUAUCGUAUAGGCUUUCGAUCAUUAUUUAAAUGUAAGUUGUUUUGAAAAAAGAAUAUUAAAGUUUAUUUAAAAGUUGUGUAUGAUUUUCAUUGACAUAAAUAGCAGUUUCAAAUUUCUUAUAAUCAUUUGAUCAAUUAAUUUAAAUCCAGGAAUCCAAAAGGAAUUUUAAAGUAGUUUUCAUAAUAAUAGCAUAUUAUGAACAAAUUUUAUUACCUAUAAUAAGGAGUAGAGUGACAAGGCAUCAUCAUUAGUACUGAAGCUGAAGAUAUAUCUGUAUUGUUGUAACAGAGUUCUCGAAUAUUAGUCAUGACAUCAAGAGUACCUCGUUGAUGAACUAAACCAGUAUAGAGGGCAAAGAACAUAUUUGAUAAAAACAGGAAACUUAGAGCUGGUUUCUUCCACAAUUUCAGGUUGCUUAGGGAGUAUCCUAUAUAAAGAUAGACACAUUGAAUUGUAACACUGGUAAUGUUUUGUUUUCUUAUAGCUAAGCAAAUAUUAACUGCAAAUAUAUUUGUAAUCUUUCAUGGAAGUGUAGUACAAGCUGUAAUGCUGUCAUGGACAAACGAGGUCAGCAAUACGUCAUCUUUGUAAUUUCUCUGACCAUUCACUGUCAUUAUCCAUUAUCAUCCAUGUCUUGACCUUUUUCUAGAAAAAGGAAUUGAGGUAUAGCGGAAAGAUUAUGGCUAGGGAGUCUAACAGAAACAGAUUUGAAUUCUAGCUCUGGAAUUAGUUUCCCUAUCUUCCCUAACAGUACCUUGAAAUCAAGUAUUAGAAAAAAAUGUAUGUCCAGUGUCUGUCCUGGUAUAUAGUUGCUAAAUAAAUAGGACUUGCAUUUAUUCCAUUUACCUAUCACUUUAAUCUCCCAAGCACUAGCAAUGGAUUGUGUACAUUACAAGUCUCAGUAAUUCUGGAGGAAGUAUAACAGAAUAUCCUCUUAGAAAAAUACACCACUAAGCUCCUGGGAGAUUUUCAGUGGUCAGUUUAUGAGUGAUGGCAUGGAUCUCUUUCUGGAAGAGAAAGAUUUAUGUUUUAUUAUUAUUUUUUUCUUUCACUAUAGUGUUGGACAAUUUGGAGAUGCUAAACAAUUUUUCUUUUUUAAUUUGUAAAAGUAAUUCUUGUAUGUGGCGAAACAAAACAAAAAAACCACUUUGGUAAGGAAAUCUAUAUUUUCAUUUUCCAUAGUGAGAAGUCAGUAGAUAAUGCCAAAAACAGUAACCUUUAAGAGCAUUAUUAGCAUUUUAUUUAGAGAGGGAGACAAAUAACAAAAUAACCACCUAAAAGAGUGUAAGUGAUUGCCUCUGAGUAUGGUAAUGGGAGGGAGGGCAGGGGAACCACUGUUCUUUAAAAAUCCUUGUCUGACUUUUGAAACAGUGCAUGUGCAGUUUUGCUAAAAAGAUUAGCAUAUGGAAAAACAAAGUGGCCUAAUCAGAGACCAGCAAGUCUGCACUGGCCACUGUAGUAAAAACAGAUUAAGCAGAAACCCAACCCAAGAUCCUGCCACUUAAAGACUCACGCUUUUGGAAUGGGAAUGAGAAUUUAGACAACUCAGUCUUUAAAACACUCUGUAAAGACACAGAGCAGAGAAGUGGAAUGCUGGAAAAACCAGAUUAUAAAAAUGGAAUGAAACCAAUUUCCUAAAUUAACCAAAUCAAACAUGUGCACAGAAAUAUCUGUCCUCCAAUAGUCUGGCAAUGCUCACCUGGGUGAAAAACAAUUAUAACUCUAACUCAAGUUACUGUAAAAAAAAAAAAAAAAAAAAAAAAGUUUAAAUCUGAAUAGUGAUUUGUGAACAGAUUUGCUCUGCCAAAUGGUCCCACUGUUCUUAAAACUUGCCAAAUAGCUCUUAGAUGCUUAUAUUUUUAUUUGUGCCUGCAUUUGUAUUUGAAGUAAGACUAUAAAUAGGACACUAACUUUGGUUUCAGAACUUUAGAUGUUUCCAGUACAUAGAGGUGUAUGUUUGUGUCUAAAUUGAAGAGACUACAUCUGAGAUCUGUAGGAGAUAACUUAUACUUGGUCAAAGAAGGCUGCUUAACUCAAUGGGUUGUUUGGAGGUUUGGUUUUUUUUUUAAGUAAAAAGUUUGGUACCAUUAACUUCCUAGUUUUUCUGCGCCUCUAGGCCCAGUUGAUUACUCAUUUCUUCCCUCCUUAGUCCAGUGAUUUUUUUUUAGUGAUUAAUAUUUGAAGGAAGCCAGCAGCCAUUCUGAAUUAAACUUGAAGUUAAUAAAGUUUCAAUUCGUAAAUUUUCCAAACCAACCAAUGAAAAAAUUCAUAUUUUCCAGAGCCGAGUAAUAUAAGACUUUUUAGAAGCCAUAUGUAAAAAACCUACUGAAAAAAACCUAGUGGAAAAAUGGAGAAAAGAUUAAAAAUUAAGCCAGAGGUGUGAAUCACUUAAAAAAUUGCAUAUGCAUUAGAGUGAGUCUUGAAGGGAUAGAUGUGUGUAAAGCAUUAAAAACUAGUUUCAAUAUACAUUUUUCAUUUGUGGAAUGUAGAACUUCGUAGUUUAACCAUAAACUUAAAUUAGCUAUUCUAAAAUAGACAUGUUGUAUUACUUUUUAGCGAAAGAUUUCUGACAGCCAGAAACACCACCACCAAAAGGUGUUACGGAUACUGGAUCCUUAUGUUUUUAUCUCACUUUACAGGACACAGGAAAAAGGAUGUUUAGGCUGCAAAAAGGGAAUGCUGCAGUAAUAUACUCAAUUUGUAAUUACGGAGCAAUUCUUAUUUAGCCUACUAGAAAAUAAAUAAUAUUUUAGAGUUUAAUAAGCAUUGAUUGUCUUAACUGUUUCUUUAUAAUUGAUUUUUUUCUCUAUUAUACAAAAAUACUUACCACAGAACACCAUACAAAAUGGUAAAACUGGAUAGAUAAACCUGAAUUCUUUGUGGCUCAACAUGCUGUAGUAAAAAAAGAUAUUCAAAGAAAAUAUUAUUUUCUUAUAUUAAAUGAUGGUUUGAGAAGUUAAUGUAUUUUAAAUGAAUGUAAUUAACAUCUGUUUUUGUAAUUACUGAGACUGAAUUUCAUGUUUUAGGAAUCAGUCUCAUUCUUUUUUAGUUAUUAAGGUGAUGAUGAUGUGUUAAAAGUAAUCCUAACAUUUGAUGUCAAUGCGAUAUUCUAAAGUACAAUUGCAUUCUAAAAAAAGGAUUUCUAUUACCAAUCCAAGUAAGUUAUUUUACUCAAAUUUCAAAUAAAGGUGCAUACAUUUUCAAAA